Nezara viridula (southern green stink bug) is the source of this 1656-nucleotide messenger RNA. The record is from the annotation of a GenBank genome assembly. NCBI's taxonomy places the organism in Eukaryota, Metazoa, Arthropoda, Insecta, Hemiptera, Pentatomidae.
AUGGAAUCCAAUAAUUCAGUGAAAAUGACAAAAAAAGGGCACGCAAAGAUGGUACCCCCAGAUGGUGGAUGGGGGUGGCUUAUUGUUUUAGGAUCGAGUAUUAUGAACGUAACAACAAUUGCCAUUGAACCAUCAUUUGGACUGCUUUUCAAGGAUCUCCUCAGUCAGCUUAGAGUAGAGACAACGGGUGCUUCUUUGGUAAUAUCUACACUGGACGGAAUUUUCAAUUUUUCAGGUCUCUUUGUCGGACCAUUAAUAAAAAAGUAUACAUACAGGAAAAUAGCUAUUUUAGGUUCGGCGAUAAGUUCUGCUGCUAUCCUAUUGACGGUUCCAGCAAACAGUAUGCCACACAUGAUAAUUACCUUUGGAGUACUUGGAGGUAUUGGAUUCGGCCUUGCUAAUACUUGCACAUUGGUAGGUAUCAAUAGUUAUUUCUCGAAAAAGAAAGGACAAGCAGUUGGUCUUUCGAUGGCUGGCACUGCUGUUGGUUUUAUGUUGAUGCCUCAGAUGGUCAGAUUAUUGCUCGAUGAAUAUGAUUUUCGUUCAGCACUGCUCAUAUUAGGGGCACUAUCUCUUCAUGGUUUGGUGGGAGCUUGCUUAUUUCAACCUGUUUCUUGGCACAUGAAAGCUGAGAUUGUAGAAUUAGAAGAAGAAGCUCAGAGCUUGACACACGUUCAAAUUGAGAAAAAGUAUAAUUCUGAAGAUGAUAUAAAAGGCAAUGUGUACAUUCCAAAUUUAAAGGGAAGUAAGAUUUUGUAUGAUGAUCCAUCAAAAGCUUCUUCGAGAAAAGAAUCAUUAAUUUCCAAUGUUUCUCUCUUAGAUGGGACAGGAAAUCCAUUUCACAUUCAAGGAAUCUCAGGGGAAGGAAUAAAAGAGUCAGACAAACAAUCAGAAAAAGCAACUGUAGGUUCAUGCAAGGAAGAAACACAGAUAAAAAAUAACAUAGGAAUCACACCCAACAAUAAUAUUACAAAAUCGAUAAAAAGUAAUUUAUUAAGGCUUACUAAAUUCAUGGACCUUCAUCUGCUGAAAGAUGGUGUGUACUUGAACAUCCUUUAUGGGUUGUCAAUGUUAGACGUGGUUGAAUUGAAUUUUAAAUUGAUUUUGCCUUUCUAUUUAUCGAACCUUGGAUUCAAACCUUCUGAAAUAGCAUAUGCAUUGUCAUCAAUGGCUGUCUCAGACAUUUGUGCUCGAAUAACUGUACCUCCAAUCAUGGAUAGGAUAGCAUACUCUAGGCGGACCACUUUUUUAUUUGGCUCUAUUUGUGUAGUCUUGGGCCGUUCUUGUUUAACUUUACAGACCACUAUUUUACCAAUCAUUGUUACAUUAGUGAUUGUUGGUUUCUUCCGUGGAAUAGCUCGUACCUCAUUUCCACUAGUUUUGACAGAAUAUUCAACUGGGAAUAACUUUCCUUCUGUUCUUGGUCUUUCAAUGGUUUUCAGAGGGAUUUCCGUUUCACUCUUAGGACCUCUGUUUGGUUAUUUAAGAGAUGUUACUAAUAGUUAUCCUAUGUUCAUCCAUUCCCAAACCAUACUAAUGACUUCAGUAUUAAUUACUUGGAUUGUUGAAAUAUUUAUCAUAAAUUCUAAAAAGAAUAAGCGAAAAAUCUCAGAUGCUUUAAACAAAGAAACUGAAGAAAAUUAUUGUGAUUAUUGA